This is a messenger RNA of Chelonia mydas (Green sea turtle), 17552 nucleotides long. RefSeq names its product glutamate ionotropic receptor NMDA type subunit 2B (gene GRIN2B). Gene Ontology annotation, molecular function: transmitter-gated monoatomic ion channel activity involved in regulation of postsynaptic membrane potential; NMDA glutamate receptor activity. The record is from RefSeq and is a predicted model, not a curated record. Gene Ontology annotation, biological process: monoatomic ion transport; synaptic transmission, glutamatergic; long-term synaptic potentiation. Gene Ontology annotation, cellular component: plasma membrane; postsynaptic membrane; postsynaptic density membrane. The transcript is spliced from 14 exons. The coding region runs from base 694 to 5196 and encodes 1500 amino acids. Lineage: Eukaryota; Metazoa; Chordata; Testudines; Cheloniidae.
CCGGGUGCUUUUUGAUUCACCGUCCUUUGCUUCCCCGCCCCCCAGGAAAUCUUCUCUGGGAUUUUAUAUUGCAGAGGAUUUUUUUUAAAAUUUGCUCUGAACAGUUCGCGCCCGCCUCCCACCUUGGCUGUCAGAGAAGAUCUUGAGUAAACCUGAAGAAGUUCACAAUGCCUGAGAUGGAUUGUUAAUACUGCUUUGCAGGGGGGAAAAAAAGGGAAAAUAGCCACCCCAGAGAAUUCAAAAUUGUUGAAACAGGAUUUGCUGGUGGGGAACGCUGUGGGAAUAAUCAUGCUUCACAGAAGAACAGCACCGAUCUCCAGUUGCUCUAAACACAACCUCAUCCGCUAGGGCUCCAGGAAGAAACAAUAAUUAUAAGAAUCGUACUCGUGAAAAAGCAAAAAAGAAUGAUUGCUUUGGAUUUUGCGCUUUACCAUCUUCCCCGCACUCUCUGAAGUGAAUCUCGUCUCUUUGAAUUUGCACCGCUUCAGGACCCAAGAUUGACACACACGAUAUUUUUAUAGCCAAAUCGGAUUUUUUAAAAUCAUUUCCCCCGUUUGCUCCCCCGACCCCUAUUCUUCUUAUGUGGAUAUGCAAGCAAGAAGAGAAGUCUGGAUAGUCCCAACAUGCUCGCUCCUCUAAUCUGUCCGUCUAGAGGUUCUGCUUCUACAAACCAAGGGAGUGUAAGAGCUGAAGAUGAGGCCCAGGGCGGAGUGUUAUUCUCCAAAGUUUUGGCUGGUGCUGGCAGUCCUAGCAACGACGGGUGGUGGGGCCCGUGCCCAGAAAAGCCACCCCAGUAUCGGCGUUGCUGUCAUCCUGGUGGGGACCUCAGACGAAGUGGCCAUCAAGGACGCCCACGAGAAAGAUGACUUCCACCACCUCUCAGUGGUGCCCCGAGUGGAAUUGGUGGCCAUGAAUGAGACAGAUCCCAAGAGCAUCAUCACCCGCAUCUGCGACCUCAUGUCAGACCGGAAGGUUCAAGGUGUGGUGUUUGCUGAUGACACAGACCAGGAAGCCAUUGCUCAGAUCCUGGACUUCAUUUCUGCCCAGACUCUCACGCCCAUCCUUGGCAUCCACGGAGGCUCCUCCAUGAUCAUGGCAGACAAGGAUGAGUCAUCCAUGUUCUUCCAGUUUGGCCCAUCAAUAGAACAGCAAGCCUCUGUCAUGCUCAACAUCAUGGAAGAAUAUGACUGGUACAUAUUCUCCAUUGUCACUACCUACUUCCCUGGCUACCAGGACUUUGUCAACAAGAUCCGCAGCACCAUCGAGAACAGCUUCGUAGGCUGGGAGCUGGAGGAGGUCCUCUUGCUGGACAUGUCCCUGGAUGAUGGAGACUCAAAGAUCCAGAACCAGCUCAAGAAGCUCCAGAGCCCUGUCAUACUCCUCUACUGCACCAAGGAAGAGGCCACCUACAUCUUUGAGGUGGCCAACUCUGUGGGUCUGACAGGCUAUGCUUACACAUGGAUCGUGCCCAGCCUGGUGGCAGGGGAUACAGACACAGUGCCAUCUGAGUUCCCCACUGGCCUCAUCUCUGUGUCUUAUGAUGAAUGGGACUAUGGCCUUCCUGCCAGGGUGAGGGAUGGGAUAGCCAUAAUCACCACAGCUGCUUCUGACAUGUUGUCUGAGCACAGCUUCAUCCCGGAGCCCAAGAGCAGCUGUUACAACACCCAGGAGAAACGGAUCUACCAGUCCAACAUGCUGAACAGGUACCUGAUUAAUGUCACCUUUGAAGGGAGGAAUUUGUCCUUCAGUGAGGACGGCUACCAGAUGCAUCCCAAGUUGGUGAUCAUCCUUCUGACCAAGGAGAGGAAAUGGGAGAGGGUGGGGAAAUGGAAGGACAAGAGCCUCCAGAUGAAGUAUUAUGUGUGGCCCCGCUUUGAGCUGUACCCUGAUUCUGAGGAGCGUGAGGAUGACCAUCUGAGUAUUGUGACCCUAGAGGAGGCGCCGUUCGUUAUUGUGGAGAGUGUGGACCCACUAAGUGGCACCUGCAUGAGGAAUACGGUCCCCUGCCAAAAGCGCAUCGUGACCGAGAACAAGACGGACGAGGAGCCUGAUUAUGUCAAGAAAUGCUGCAAGGGGUUCUGCAUUGACAUCCUCAAGAAAAUCUCCAAGUCUGUCAAAUUCACCUAUGACCUCUAUCUGGUGACCAAUGGCAAGCAUGGGAAGAAAAUCAAUGGGACAUGGAAUGGAAUGAUUGGGGAGGUGGUCACCAAGCGGGCCUACAUGGCGGUGGGAUCCCUCACCAUAAAUGAGGAGCGUUCAGAGGUGGUGGACUUCUCUGUGCCCUUCAUCGAGACAGGAAUUAGUGUCAUGGUAUCACGUAGCAACGGGACUGUCUCACCUUCUGCCUUCCUAGAACCAUUCAGUGCUGACGUAUGGGUGAUGAUGUUUGUAAUGCUGCUCAUAAUCUCUGCAGUGGCUGUCUUCGUCUUUGAGUACUUCAGCCCUGUGGGUUACAAUCGGUGCCUUGCUGAUGGCAGAGAGCCAGGUGGACCCUCUUUCACCAUUGGCAAAGCUAUCUGGUUGCUGUGGGGUCUGGUGUUUAACAACUCGGUGCCAGUGCAGAAUCCCAAAGGUACCACUAGCAAGAUCAUGGUGUCUGUGUGGGCCUUCUUUGCUGUCAUCUUCCUGGCCAGUUAUACUGCCAACCUGGCUGCCUUCAUGAUCCAAGAGGAGUACGUGGACCAAGUGUCUGGACUGAGCGACAAAAAGUUCCAGAAACCUAAUGACUUCUCGCCCCCUUUCCGCUUUGGGACGGUUCCCAAUGGCAGCACAGAGAGGAACAUUCGCAACAACUACCCUGAAAUGCAUAGCUACAUGGUGAAGUUCAACCAGAGGGGGGUGGACGAUGCCCUAUUCUCGCUGAAGACUGGGAAAUUGGAUGCAUUCAUUUAUGACGCAGCAGUGCUAAACUACAUGGCUGGCAGAGACGAAGGGUGCAAGCUGGUAACGAUUGGUAGUGGGAAGGUUUUUGCCUCUACUGGCUAUGGCAUUGCCAUCCAAAAGGACUCGGGCUGGAAGCGUCAGGUAGAUCUUGCCAUUCUACAGCUUUUUGGUGAUGGGGAGAUGGAGGAGCUGGAAGCUCUGUGGCUUACUGGAAUUUGUCACAAUGAAAAGAAUGAGGUAAUGAGCAGCCAGCUGGACAUAGAUAACAUGGCAGGUGUCUUCUAUAUGCUGGGGGCAGCCAUGGCCCUCAGCCUUAUCACCUUCAUCUGUGAGCAUCUCUUCUACUGGCAAUUCCGCCACUGCUUCAUAGGCAUCUGCUCUGGCAAGCCUGGCAUGGUCUUCUCCAUCAGCAGGGGUAUCUACAGCUGCAUCCAUGGGGUAGCCAUUGAGGAGCACCAGUCAGCGAUGAACUCCCCCACAGCCACCAUGAACAACACCCAUUCCAACAUCUUGCGCCUGCUCCGCACAGCAAAGAACAUGGCCAAUCUGUCAGGUGUCAAUGGCUCACCGCAGAGUGCCCUGGAUUUCAUCCGCCGUGAAUCCUCAGUCUACGAUAUCUCUGAGCACCGCCGCAGCUUCACCCACUCUGACUGCAAAUCUUAUAACAACCCGCCCUGCGAGGAGAACCUCUUCAGCGACUACAUUAGCGAAGUAGAACGGACCUUUGGCAACCUGCAACUGAAGGACAGCAAUGUGUAUCAGGACCACUACCACCACCACCAUCGGCCCCACAGCAUUGGUAGUGCCAGCUCCAUCGAUGGACUGUAUGACUGUGACAACCCACCCUUCUCCGCUCAGCCCAGGUCCAUUGCUAAGAAGCCACUGGACAUUGGUUUGCCACCUUCCAAGCACAGUCAGUUGGGUGACCUCUAUGGCAAGUUCUCCUUCAAGAAUGAUCGCUACAGCGGCGGAGGGGGCCAUGACGACUUGAUCCGCUCAGAUGUCUCCGACAUUUCCACCCAUACGGUGACCUAUGGCAACAUCGAAGGCAAUGCCGCCAAGCGGCGGAAACAGCAGUAUAAGGACAGCCUGAAGAAACGUCCAGCUUCAGCCAAAUCGCGGCGGGAGUUUGAUGAGAUCGAGCUGGCCUACCGCAGGCGCCCACCCCGCUCCCCAGACCACAAGCGCUAUUUUAGGGACAAGGAAGGGCUACGGGACUUCUACCUGGACCAGUUCCGGACCAAGGAGAACUCACCGCAUUGGGAGCAUGUGGACCUGACAGAUAUCUACAAAGAGCGGGGAGAUGAGUUCAAGCGCGAUGCUGUAGGGGGAGGAGGGUCCUGCACCAACAGGGCCCACCACAAGCAUGGGUCAGCGGACUUUGGAGGAGCCAAUGACCACAAGCAUGGUGUUGUAAGUGGAGUGCCAGCACCAUGGGAGAAGAACCUGACCAACCUAGACUGGGAAGACCGGCCAGGGGCUAAUUUCUGCCGCAGUUGCCCCUCUAAAUUGCACAACUAUACCCCGGCAGUGGUGGGGCAAAACUCCACUCGCCAGCCCUGUAUCCGGUGUGAGGCCUGCAAGAAGGCAGGCAACCUCUAUGACAUCAGCGAGGACAACUCUCUCCAAGAGCUGGACCAGCCAUCUGCCCCGGUGCCAGUGACGACCAGCGCCACCUCCUCCAAGUAUCCUCAGAGCCCAUCUAACUCUGCCUCCAAGGUGCAGAAGAAGAACCGCAACAAGCUCCGCCGGCAGCACUCCUAUGACACCUUCGUGGACCUGCAGAAGGAUGAGUCAGCCCUGGCUCCCCGCAGCGUGAGCCUGAAGGACAAGGGCCGCUUUUUGGAGGGGAGCCCCUAUGCCCACAUGUUUGACAUGUCAUCCAGCGAGACCGCUUUUGCCAACAACAAGUCCUCAGUGCCCGCCACCAGCCACCACCACCACAACAACCCCGGCAGCAGCAGCUACAUGCUCAGCAAGUCACUCUACCCUGACCGGGUCACGCAAAACCCUUUCAUCCCCACUUUUGGGGAUGACCAAUGCCUGCUCCAUGGCAGCAAAUCCUAUUUCUUCAGGCAGCCUGUGGUGGCAGGUGGGCCCAAAGCCAGGCCGGACUUCCGAGCCAUUGUCACCACCAACAAGCCAGUGGUCUCAGCCCUUCACGGGGCUGUGCCAGCCCGUUUCCAGAAGGACAUCUGUAUAGGGAACCAGUCCAACCCCUGUGUGCCUAACAACAAAACCCCCAGGGCUUUCAACGGCUCCAGCAACGGGCAUGUUUAUGAGAAACUCUCCAGUAUUGAGUCUGAUGUCUGAGUGAGGGGAAGCAUGUGGGGAGCAGCGGAGAAUGUGGAGUGUGGGAGGGCAGGAUGGGGUCAGACCUGGUGCCCAUUUGCUACUCUCUUGGUUCUUUGUGGAACACUGGAGUUCUGAGUUCUCUCUAGGGCAGCACUGGUGACAAGUGCCACCUCUUUCUUUCCCCACCCCCUUUAUCUCUUUCCAUUUUCCUACUCCCUCCUUCCUCCUCCAUUCCUGGUCAUCACACUUCCGUUGACGUAGGAAUUGGGUAUCCUCGCUUAGGGUGUCCCAGGUGGAGAAGAAGGUAUGUGUUUGGGCUGAGGCAGGGGAAGGUGUGUGGGCAGGAACCGUGACCGUAUUGUUUCGGGUUUUUUUUUAACUGCAAACAGCGAAGGGAUACGCAAGCGCAUGCGCGACAGGAGGAGAGAGCAGAAGAGGUGGAAUGGACACAAAGGAAAAUGCUCUAUCAGGCAAUUCUUCCUAAAACUGUUUAGAAAAAAAAAUAUUGAAUACAUGGAUAAAAUGAAGGAGACAUAACAUGGGAUUGACUUGAUGCACUUACAUACUGGUUAUAUUGAGGUUCUCUUUAAUUUUUUUUUCAUGAAGACUAUGGGGGUUUAGGGCUGAAAUAUGUAUUUGCAUAUACACUGAGAGAUUUACACUGAAAUUUGGAAUCAUGUUCUGGAGGCGGGAAGGGUGAUUUGUACGCAGGACUGGCUGGUGGUUCCGUUAUGGUAACGCAGCCAGCACAUCUGUGCCAGACUAGCAGGAGAGAUGGGGGAGGCUAUUAGGUCUGGGGUGGGGAAGCAACACAGAGGUCAGGAAGCCUGGGAGAUGACCUUGCGUUCACUAAAAUGAGAGAAGCUUGGGGGUGGGAGGUAAGGCUUGGCUUGUUCAUUAGCAAUUAACUCAUUGUUAAUUUUGGGCAUAAUUAAAUCAUUGGAGCAGUUUAUAAGGUGAGUUGGCUUGUAGGUGGGUAUACACGAUCAUUCUACACUUGAAAUGUCUGUGGGAAAAUGAAACAAUACCACAAACGGAAUGGGUGUACAGCUAACAAACCCAGCAGGACAAAGGUUGAGAAGCUGGGGAAAAGGCAGAGAGCGUGAGCGUAUGGGAGAGACAGAAGUAGAGAUCUGUCAUCCUGCCACUUCAGGAGAUAUCAGCCUUGUUUUGGCCAAUGUAAAAGUAGAGGGGCAGGUCAGGAAGGGACCUGAUCCCUCCUCCUUCCCCUCCCCCUGCCGGGCAGAGAGAAAUAUGUCACAAAAUGGCACAGGGCUCUCCCUCCUGAUGGUGGUACAGUGUUCUGAGUCUGGCUUUGAGGGAAAAGGAGGUGUGAGGAAAACGUGUGAGCGUGGCAGUAGCAGGGACUGCUUAAAUGCCUACGUGCAGCACGUAUGUGCGCACUUGCUGAAUACGGGCUUACAUUUGCUAUUGAAUGUGCUGUGGGAACACAUGGCUUGUCUUCCAGAGGGCAGGCGGGAAUGACAUAAAUAAAUGACAACACUCACGGCAGCUAUGAGGAGGUCUGAAGACCAUAGGUGGAAGGAUGGGGGAGAGAGAGAAAGAGUGUGUAUGUGUGUGCGCGUGAGAGAGAGAGAAAUACUAGCACAGGUGCUAAGCUGGAAUAGCCUAACGCUGUACUCAGCUUUCCCAGCACACGUGGUAUCGGUAAAAGUGGUUUUCUUUCCACUGUAUCAUUUUAGAUGCAAAUUAAACUAAACUAAAGGGAGUGAUGGUGGGAGUGAGAUGUCCACCUCCCCUUUAACAGGAGGAACUGAGGUGGAAGCCCGGGUCAGCACCUCCCACCCUGAAAUUUGUGGUACAGACCCUGACUUUUUAAAUGGAUCUGUCCCAUUGUCCUGCCAGCCUUCAUUCGCAUGAGGGAUGGUUAAAAAAAAUCCCACAUUUGACUGGGGUGGCGCAUAGAAUUGACCCUAAACAGAGGAAGGCAGCCAUUUUUUUCAAGCAACAAUUCCUGGAGCUGAGACUCCUCCCUCCCUCACACUCCUAAAUGCGCCCCGGGUGAUUUUAUCUUACUACCUUUCCUUUUUUAAGCCAACAGAAGACCUCAGUUUUUUUUAAAGCUGGGGAGGGGGGCUGAAAAGUCUCAUGGUGUGAGGAGAGGGUGGGCAGGGUGGGAGGUUUGUUUAGAUUUCACUGAGGAAAUUACAGGGGAAGGAGUUGAAGGGUCUUUGAAUUUUCACCCAUGGUAUCAGGGGAAGGGACCUGCUUAUUCCUUCCCUCUCCUCCCUUUAAAAGAAAAGCCAAAUGAACUAACCUAGCAAUCUGCAAUCCAGAACACGAGGCGACUGGUCAGAGCCCUCUGACAGUGGCCACCAAGAAGGCAUUCAUUUCAUUUGUAAAUAUUUUUUUUCUAUUGCAUUUUGUAUAAAUUGAUGUUUCUCUUCUUGUGAAAAUUCAGGUUGUGGGGCAACCAGGGUGGGAGGGAGGGUGGGGUGAGGUUGGUUUGUUUUGUUUGUUUUCUAUGACUUUCAGGCUGUGUAUGUGGAAGCGGUUUACGCAGGUCGAGGCCGUGCAAAUCGGAGAGCAAGAGAAAAUCAGGUGCACUGUGUUCCCUCCCCCCCCCCCCCCAGUACCAUUUAGCUGGGGAUUGGUCCUGCUCUGAGCAGGGGGGUUGGACUAGAUGACCUCCUGAGGCCCCGUCCAACCCGGAGAAUCUAUGAUUCUAUGAUUCCCCCCUUUUGCUUUUAUCUUCAUGAAUUGAAGAUGCUGGCAUGUCACCUCGAUCCUUGCCAGCAGAGUUUUCAUGCCAUGGUGGAAGUACCCCAUCUUCCCCAUUUGAUUAUAAACUCUGUUCCGCAUCUGUCUGUGGAAUUUGGGCCUCAAGAUAUUGCGCUGUUUUGCCAGUGAUGGGGUGAGCCAUUGAUUUGGGUGUUCAGUUUGGGUCAUCACCCGAUGCUAUAGAGACUUCUCCAAUACUGCUUUGGCUUAGAAAUCUUGGCGCUGGGAAAGCUUGCAAGAUUUCUGGCACUUCCCAAGGGUUUUUUGACAGCUGGCAAGAACAGCAUGCCUCUGAUUGUUAUUUCAGUACUUUCCCCUCACCUUGUUUGCAGCUGGAACCAGGAAGCUCAAAGGUGGUGCUGGGAGGGAAUUAAACUGAAAACAAACCAAAAAGAAGUCAACAGGACUAUUUCAAACCUCUCUAAAGGAUUCAGAUUUUGUGUUUUGGGCAAUGUUUUGGUAUGGUUCUCAUUUUCUCAGAACUAGUUUGCUCCGUCCCUAGUUCCAGUGAUUGGCAGAUGAUGGUUUGCCAUGAUAAUUAGAUUUAGCAUUUACACUGUAUAGCGCUUCUUAUGUUCAAAGCACUUUGCAAACAUUAACCGUGCCAUGAGCCACAUGAAUACCUCCUCUGAGGACAACUGGAAAUGUAGGACUGGCAGCACCAGGUUGGACUAUUGGUCAACCUACAGAAGUCUGGUAUCUUGCCUUCUGCCAUAUCAGGUCAGACCAUUAGUCCAUCUAGUUAACCCUUUCUCCUGCAAAUGGCCUUUUCUGGUUGCUUAUUUUUACUUGAGUUUCAUGGGUGAGAGUGUUUGGGGCACGAGGUGGGUUGAGGGUUGUUUGGGGGAGAUCAUAAUCCAGCAAAGAAAGUGAUGUGAUUAACACUGUUGUGAGUUUAGGAUUUUAGAUUCAGUGUUAUUUCAUUGUAAUUAAUCAAGUCAUGCACACAGGUAAUGUUAGCAUCAGGUGCUCUUUCGGCUAGAACAGAGCCCAUGUGAUGCUUAUUACCUUCCAAAAAAGCAGGGGUUUUCAUACCAAAGCCCAACAAAUGUUUUCCAUUCCCCUUUCCGCCAUCUCCCUCUCUCUUUUUCUUCCCCUUAGUAAAAGACAAUAUUUUCUGGGACGUUUUAUGGGAUCAUUUCACACCUCAGAGGCUCUGGCUACUAAAAUAGUGAGGUUCGGGUUGAAGGGCAGAAGUCAUUGUAUCAUGGAUGUUACAAUGAGCUGUACUGUAUGUUUUCAGUCUACCUGGAAGAAUCUGGCACCUCCGGCCAUGUAUUUGCCACAUUCCUCUUCAUUUGAACCCCAGGCAUGGUUCCCUUUGAGAUGUUCUAAUGUUCUCAUCAUCCCUCUUCUUCUGGAGCAGUGCCAGCAUGUAUGUAUGGCACUGAAGGAGAAUGGGAGGGGAGCAAAUGUCCCUAAAAUAUCAGGACUAUCCCAUACAAAUUUCAGGGUAUCUGGCAGUCAGACUUUCCAAGCUGUGAAGCUUUGCAUGAUGCCCUGUUGGAGUAGUCACACUGGUUUUCUAAAAUAAUAUAACAUAAUAUAUGCUGAUAUAACAAUAGUCCAUCACAUUCUACAUCCUGGCAUAACACAACACACCAUGAUCCUGAUAUCAGAACAUAACACAUCAAUUCAAAAAUAUAAAGACAAGCUUCAAUCAGCACUCACUGUCAGUCAAGACAAUGUGGUACAUCCUACCCACCUCAAACAAGUGUAUCACCAUCUCUGACACAAACAUAUCCCCCAUAUUUUUGGCACUGGACUCCCCAAGUGGCUUCAGAUUGCUCAGCAAUUCUCUACUGUAAACUCCGUUAGGGAGUUAUUUUGAUUCUCCCUAUAUGUAGUGAGGAAGAUUCUUCCAUGAUGUCCUAAAAGAUUAUAGGGUUUGAUGGUGAAGUUAUAGUUGCCAGGAUGGGUCAUUUUGCUUCAGAGCUGUCCAGCAUGCACACAAAAGUUGACCUCCUAAUAUCAAGGAGAUGCCCACACCCAUUCUGAAUAGAGUCCCUGUUAUCCUAGGGUUGUUCCUCGUAGUGAUGGUACUAGCAAGAGAGAGUAAGGAUGUGAUACUGGUGACAGGUUGACAUGGUACCUCAGGGAUCUUGCAGGCAAGUCUUUGCUAUAGAGCUUUCUAUAAAAUGUGGCAUGCUUUCCAACCUCCAUUGUUUAUUAAUAGAUGUAAGCAAGCCUGAGAACAUGGCCAAUGAUCAGACUGAGGCCUGUCACACACCCUUCACUCCAGUCAAGCAACCAUGGGGCGGGAUUUACAUUUCCCCACUUAUAUUUGGUUGCCAGAAGAGGGGAAAGCGUGGGGACAGUGCUGACGAGGGAACGUUGUGCUGACCAUCCACACUGUUGGCCUAAGGAUGUACACAUGAACUUUCCUGCUCUACCCAAGCUAGAGGCAUGGAAAAGCCUAGGACCCGAUUAGAUGAUUUUUGGCACAUGCAUGACUCAUAUUGAAGUCCCUGGGAGUUUUGUGCAUUAAACUUAUGGCAUGGUCAGGCUCCUGGCUUGCUGACAGCAAAUGGGGAAGGACUCAAAGCCAUGCCCUCCCCCCCACCAUCUGCCAUAAAUGGUUCCCUGCUGCUGAUCAAACCUGGUAUGUCCAAGUGGACCACACCUACCAUGCUGCUGGAUGCUGCAGGGCACAUCAAGAAAGUAACUAGAGGGACCCAAGCUGUGUCCCCACAAGGGCUUAUUUCCACUUUGCAACCAAAUAGACUUCCAAGCCAUAUAGCCCCACCUCACCCAUUCACUCACACACAAGAAACCCUCCCCCAAGGAAAGGUUGGGAUUAUGACUGGCUCAGCAGCAACCCCAAAAUUAUUGUGUCAUCUUCAUCACAGGCUGUCUGGAACUCAUCAGGACUAGUCACAGACGAACAGGGGCAUCUCUCAGAAAAACAAGAUCACUUUUUAAUGGGCUUUGAGUCCCCUCUCCAUCUCUCCAGCAUCCUCAACUUCCUCUCUUAACCACAAUGUUUGGGUGAAUUCUCACACUUUUUGGUGGUUACAGACAGCAAUGUGGACACGGAAAAAAAUUGGGUUUAUUAGUAAUGCCCAAUAAAUAGAAAAGUGAAACCAUCACUGUGUAUCAUGGGAAACAGACCUCAUGACCUAAAACUCCAAGAGCACAGUUCUCUACCCACUGUGGUAAAGAAGAAUCUGCGUUAGCCAUUAGUAGUUAUGGGGCUUUUAAUCUGUAUUUUCAGGUUUCCCACCAUUCAAAGUUGAAACAGCUAAUGCUGAUUAACACUUGAGCAAGUCUGACAUUCCAUCCCAUAGGGACAGGGACACACACACACGCGCGCGAAAUAAUAUGCAUGUGAGCAGAUCUGACAUUAGCAGGAGGCAGUGGUGCGUGUGCACACACAAGAGCCAGUACACUGCAGUAUGCUUUGUGACUCUUUCUGUCCCAAGAUGCAUCUUCUCAAAGUAGGAACAAUGUGACCUUUCCUAAUGUUCUACUGGUAGUUAUUUACUUAAUGUAUUCAUUUUGUGACUUUUAUAUCAUCUGCUUCCUUGACUGCAGUAUUGUGUAUAAAUAUAUAUAUAUGUAUAUAUAUACAGAAGCUAAUUCAAGCAACUACAUUCAGGUUGGGGAAGAGGGCGAUUUUUAUAUAUGUACAGUAUUUCCUUGUUAAACAAUGGCAUGAUGGGCUGGGGGCGGGGUGAGGAAGCUGACUUCUAAAUUGUGGUUUUUCUUGGUAUGUGGUGUUUGAAGUUGUUUCAGUGGCUGCUUUUGCUGGUUCGGAAAGUUUAUCUGGAUGUUAUAUGUGUGUGUUAAGAAAGGGACCCAAGGUAGGGGAGAUUUGGGGUUGGGGGAGGGGUAGGAGAGGGUUUUAAUAAUUUCCUGUAUUAGAAGAUUUGUUGAUUGUUAGGGACUGUUUGUCUGAGGCACAGGGCUGUUUCCUCCUCUAGGUGACUUGCUGCUUUUAUCUGGUUGCUUUCUCUUCUCUGGUCCCUGUUGUUGUCGUCCCUCUGGAGUAUUAGUAGAAUCCAUUGUUGUUAUGACCUUGCCUCUGCUGGAAUCUUUCUCUGGGCCUUCAUUUCCACCUUACUCACUUUCUCCACAGUCCUCUCUUUGUAUUGUCCUCCCAAAUCCCUAGAGGACCAGGGACUGCAUCGUUCUGUGUCCUCUGCUAUCUUUGUGCAGUUCCUAGCUACUUUACAUUAUUCCCUUUAGUAUCUCUCUAUCAACCUCCGAAUCCACCUCCUACCCAGGUGUUCAAACCUUUCCAGUGCUUCACUGCCUCAUCUUUCUGCCCUCAUGUCCACCUAUUUCCCAAUACUCAUCCCACUCCUCCAAUCCUAUCUCUGUGUUUCUUCCCUCACAACCACUCACCCUCACUGUUUGCUCCCUGUGCUCCUCUGGUUACCAUCUUACUGCUCUGUUGUCUUCAUGUGAUCCUAUAGUUGGAGAGAGGCGGUGCUUGAGCAGGCCACUCUAUCUCUUGUAUUGCUGCCCUGUCUCCCUGAAAAUCUCUAGCCCUCGCCAAGUCACUUCUUUUUUAGAAGAUGAUAUUUAGCAGCUAUAUCAGCCUUUCACUUUCACCAAUCUUGUGUUCUGCCCUUGAACACCCAUGAAGGAAAACAUGAGCAGUCUGGUAAAUUUGCCAGUGCAAGAAACCUGAUGAAACAAUUUUUUUCCUUGGAAAGUCGUGAGUGGUAGUCUGUAAAAUUCCCUUCUUUGACAGCUGAUUGUUAAGUGCACAGGAGGGUGGAGAUGUACCAAUAAUCCAUUUCAGGUUGACCCACUUCAAACGUGAGUCUCUCUACCACACCUUUUUACUUGAUGUGAACCGAGCAGGGACUUUUGAGAGGUGGUGCUGUGUUUGAACAGCAUUUACUACCCUGCGUAGUUUGCGGGACCCAUUGAUUUGUUCACUGAUCGCAUGAUUAUCUGCCACGCUGUGCAGAUGGGAAAGAAUGGCACUGAGGACUGGCUCCCCCUUGGCCUGGCAAGUCAGUAUGAGAAGGAGUGGCUGGAGGGAUGACUUUGGUUGACUGUGCUGGGGUUUCCGUGAGUGAAUAGAGUGACUGAGUGUGGUUGCAGUCCGUGAGAGUGUGUCAAUCUGUAAAUGGGAAUGUGUGUCAGUGUGUGGGUGGACAUAUGUCCAAGUGUGUGUUUGUGUGAGCUGGUAUGCCAAUGCAGUGUGUGGUGAAGCUGUGUCAGCGUCGUAUCCGAGCAUGGGCUGCAGGUGAGCAUGGAGUAAGUGCGUGUGAACAUUGGGCAGUAUGUGUGCAAGUAUAUUGGUGAGAUUUCACUUUCUAGUCACCCUGGAUAUAGCUUUAGGUGCAGUGCCAGUCAGUCCACCCCUGUUGCUCAUUCUGCUUACUCGGUGUGCCCCAAUUGUGACUUACCCAGCUGACGUUCUAGUGAGAAGGCACUUGUCAAAUGAGACAUCUGUGUGGGCCCAGAGGGGCUAGCAGAUGAGUCCCAUGUCACCUUUGUGAGACUUAGACGUGCUUCAGAAUAAAUGAGAUUAGUGAGGUAGGUAAUGGAAGUUCUGCAGUUGAACUUUCUUCCUCUGAAUGCUGGGCAGCCUCUUGGCUUCUGUGGACUUCUCCCCUUUCUGAGCCUUUUGCUGGGAUUCAGCUCCCAUGAGCUGUCAUUUCCUCUGAGCACUGUCAGCUUCUAGGGGCUCCUGCUGCCUCAGAGUACCAUGUGUAUGUUGCAUGCCUGUUGUUACGUGUGUGUGUGUGUGUGUGUGUGUGUGUGUAUAUAUAUAUAUAUUGUGUGUGUGUACAGUCUGUGUAUGCAGAUGAUGUGUGUGUGUGUGUGUGUGCGCGUGUGCUUGAGCAGAGGGAGUCCAGUUGGAAGCUGUGCUAGAGCAAAGCCAUUUGAUAAGUAUCUGCAGGCUGGUAGCCUUUCCGCUUUUUCUUUUAGCGCUGAUGUGUGUCCUGGUAAAUUCACCCAUGUCUGGCAGCCAUGGUGCUGCUCUUGCUGUCCUGCUAUGCCCCAGGUCUGACUUCCUUGGCGAGGACCCUGGAGGACCUGCUCUGCAUCACAGAUCAGGUUAGAAAGCAGAUUUCUCUUUGUGGUGGUUGGAAUAUAGCAACAGAAACCCAUUCCACAUGCUAAUUCAGUUUUGUGCUGAAGCCACUGUGCCAUGUUUCCACACCAGCGUGCCACAUGCAUUGCAUCCUUAGGCCUUAACUGGCAGAUGGAGAAGGAAGACAUCCCCUCGCAGCAUAGUAGAGUGUUUCAGGAGAUGCCUGGUAAAGCGGAAGGGGGAUGCACUUGUCCCAUGACUGCAGCAGGAUGCAACCUUGCUUUCUUGCUGCCUCAGUGCACUUUCAGCAUGGAAGCACUAAACCUGUUUUCAUUCUUGGAUGAAUAUGGAGGGGAGAGCUAAGCUGCGAUAGAUUUGAUCUCAGGUCUUCUGUCUCCCUGUCUUCGUUUUGCAAGUGUAAAUGUUCAUUGAAGGGCCUGGAAAAGCAGUGCACCUGGUGACUUGAGUUGGGAAUUGAGUUCACCUUCCCCAAGCUCUGCAGCAUUGUGGGGGAGAAGAGGAGGCAGCAAGCUCUAUGGGGAGGCAGCAGGUGACCUUUCUGCAUCUUCUCCUUCCCAUCCCAAGGAGAUAUCAAUAAACUGGUGGCAUCCCAGCAGAGGGACCAUCCCCUCUGGUACCAGCCAGUUCUGCACUUCAACUGGCUAUGUUGAAUAACACAAAGAUCUCUUCUGCCAAUAGUUGGGAAAGAACCCCAGGACCUGAUAAGCAGCCACAGCGAUCAGACAGCUGAGGAAGGAACAACACCCUCUGGCUGUUGCCUCUUGUCAUUUAUGCCACCUGCUUCCAUUAAACUGACCCAUUGUGUUCCAGUCUCUUGGCCACUUCGAUAUAUUUUUAUCUAUUUAUGAGGCAAUGGAGAGUAUAUGUAUAGCCCUUAGAUGACUCCUUAUUUCAAAGGAUACCCAUCCCCAUCCUCUGCUUUCUUCUGCAUGCAUUCACUGGUUCCUCUCCAGCAGUAUCCUGUGCACUGCCAGGCUUUGCUUUCAAGGAGGAGAAAAGGUUUGUGUGGGUUUUUUUUAAAUGCUUGAAAGGCUGGGUACCUGAAACCAGCCAGAAUCCUCACGAGAUGCUGUAGGAACGGACCUCGCCACUGAACACAUGUGGCAGUAAGAGGGGUUCAGAGGGCAAGUGGCUGGCUUUAGGGUUCUCUUGCCACUGGUGGCUAUUCCUAUCCGUGGAGCGGGCGCUCUCUUUUCACGCCUGCUCAGAAUGCAGCAAGCCGCUCUUUUUAUCUCUCCGUUUCCAACAUUUGUUAGGGGGGGAGGGGGAAAUCUGUAAAGUCAUUUUGGUGGGAGAAAGGGAGCCUUUCUUCAGCAAUACGACGUUCUGAGACCUCAGUUCUGUGUAUGCACUCAGCUGUCUUUGGGCUUUUUCCUUUGCAAAUGCUUUUGAUGCCAGGGCAAUCUUGAGACAUCUCUUUGCCAGUGAGCGAAGCACCAUCUAUAAUUUGGAGAUUGGGGCUGCUGCAGAGAAAAGGCCUCUCUGACAGUAACUUCUAACUAACUUCUCCGUGGAUUCUCAGAAGGGGAAAUGUUUAAUUGUUACACAAGUAUCACCACAGAAUUCUAUAGCAGAGGCCCCCAGCGCUGUCAUGACCCCGGGGUGGGUUGCAGUGUUGUGUAGUAAGAGCCCUCUCUCCCCACUGUAUAUUUUCACUAGUUUCCUUGCUAUCUCAGUCCCCACCCACAGGGCGUAACUCAUUCUUGGCAAUGGAAGUGCGGACUAUGAUUUAGAUACAGCUCACCCAGCCAGUGUACACUUUUAGACCAGACCUCUCCGUGGAAUCCCUGAAUAGUAAGGAUCUAGACCAGACCAGGCUCCAGCUGUCAUGAUUACAUAGGGUACCAUUACUGCUGUUCUCUCUGACGUGGAGCGAUGGACAUUCCCGGGGCUCUUUCAGGAGGAGUCUUUGUGAUGUUUUCCUGGGCAAUAUGCAAUAAAUGGUGUGUUAGAGCUGAGUUGGUGGUGAUCAGUAGGGGAGGGGAGGCCGGCACGUGCGUGGGAUUCUGUAGCUCAGAUACAAGUAUGUUGCAAUCUCUGUUGAAAUACAAUGGAACAAUACAAUAGAGGUUCUACUCACAGAUCGGCCCUCCGUCGCCACUGAUCUCACUGUAGGGAUGCUCCAAGGGUGACUUCUCCUUGGUGAUGAGGGAAGGGUAGCAGGGAAAAGAGAGGUGGAGGUUUCUCUCUUGGGCUGGCAGCAAUAAUUCCUUUAGAUCAUGCUCUUGGGUGGGAACAACACUAACUAAACUGUGGAGGGCAUAUUAGAAAACAUGAGGGGAGAUUGAGCAAGGUGGAGUGAGCCAGAGUGCCUGGUUGGAACAGCCUAAACUAUCUUUUCAGUAAUUCUUCCUCUCCCUUCUUGCACAAUCCCCCUUGCCCUCUCCCCCCACUUAUAGAAACAAAAGGGACUGGACCUGGGUUCUGAGGAAUAAGAUCCAGAGAUGGGAACUAAUAACUCCCAUGCCCACUUCCGUCUUUCUCCUGCAGCUCUGUGCUGUUCACGGGUGGCUAGGGCUGGCCUUUGACUCAGACAGUCCCCUCCUGGGCCAACCAGAAUCUAGCAAUGCCCACUGGGGAGAAAUAUGGGGCCUGACAAACACACUCUCUAUAUGCACCAUAGUGACAUGUGAGAUAAAUCGCAGCAUGUGAAUGUGAGCAUCCGGGGCACAGGAGCAGCGGGGUGUUCUUGGCUUGGGAUAUCCUGCCCUCAUUGGUUUGCGGGAACUCGAGUGUGUUGACUUUCAGGAGAUGGUGUAAGGCUCCUUUAUGCUUUCCAGGCUUUUGGCUGAAGGAGAGUAGUAAAGGGGAAAAUUCUAGUUUUUUCUGGGGUUAGGGGAGGGAGAUUAUUUAGAGCUGACACUGGUCAGCAUCUUAUGUAUUUUGCUUUUAAAUAAUGUACAUUUGCCCAGAGAAUGUUUGAUGAACUCAGUCUAUAGAUCAAAAGAGAAAUAAAUAUUCACCUACAACAGUGGUUUUCAACCAGGGGUCUGCAGCCCAUGUCUAAAUUUCCAAAGGGGCCCGCACCUCCAUUUGAAAUUUUUUAGGGGUCCGCAAAUGAAAAAAAGGGUGAAAACCACUGUCCUGCAGUGUAAUUCCCCCUACUGUCCCACUGUCCCUCCUUCACUUCUCCUGAGCUGAUGGUUUCUCUGGGUGGGCUCUGACACCUACCAGGCCUUCGUUCAGAGCAAACAUUUCCCUCCUCCUUGCGUGAACUUCUGGACCUAAAUAUCUCCUCCUCGUCCCGUUUUUUCACAACACAUGCUCAACCCCCGGCCCCUCCACUCAUGAGAACCAGAGCCACAGAGGCAGGAGUGCCAAAUGACUAUUUAUUUCUCAAAAGAAAAUGAAAAAAAAAGUUUUUUUAAAAUAUGCAAUUGUGCAAAGGGAACCGACAGCAAGAUGAUGGUGGCAGAGAGGAAACGGGAUGUUUUGUAACCCUAGCUGCAGUAAAAAAAAACAAAAAAAAACAACACAUUAAAAAUAUUGAAAAAAAGAAAAAAGAAAAAAAAAUCUUGACCUAUUUUGGAAAUAUUGUGAAUAAUUUUUUUGAUAUAAAAACUAAUUUUUAUGUAGCAUGAAAACCACCAAAAUAAAAUGAUCAAGAAUAAAA